Molecule: messenger RNA, 1779 nt
Organism: Saccostrea cuccullata (small rock oyster)
Lineage: Eukaryota; Metazoa; Mollusca; Bivalvia; Ostreida; Ostreidae
Product: mucin-3B-like
Exons: 5
Coding region: 9-1457 (482 amino acids)
Source: RefSeq, a predicted model, not a curated record
CUACUAUCAUGGGAAAGUAUUUUUUCGAAAACAUGGAUUCGAAAUGUUUUCUUACCGUCAAACAGGUUAACAUCAACCAAACAGAAGUACGAGAGCUACAGAUUGAGAGGAAUUUACAAGAGAGAACACUAUUUGAAGGUUUCUGUCCACUUUCGUUUGACACGAAUGGAAUCUGGACAACUGAAAUCAAGUUCAACAUUUCAAAUGACGGAAAACGAUAUUCAGACACAUAUGAGUUCAUCGUAUACCAAUCCCUCUGUCAAGAGUACCAUAAUGAAUCCGGAAAUGUAUAUUUUACAUUAAAGGAGAACUUUUGUUACAUCGACAGUAUAUGUAUUAGGCCCUUGCAGAAUAACUCGAAAAAUAAGUGCUCUUACUGUAAUGCGACGAGUAAUCAAUUCAACUGGACAGAAAAUGAAACCUGUGGGCAAACAACAAGCGAAAGGAUGCUUACAACGAUGUUAAAUACCGUCACAGAAUCUACAGUGAUGAGCUUUACAGAAAGAGAAGAAAACUACACAUCAUCUAGCACAACUGCUGCGCAAGAAGAAAAAACACUUUCUCAAAUUACUGGAUCAUUGACCACUUCACAAACUGAGCAAGCAUCGUUGGUUUCCAACACCUUACCUGAGGAAUCAUCAACAUUAAUGUCUACAGAUAUGCCGGAGAUAGACACAACUGAUUUUACAGAGAUGACGGAAAGUAUAUCAAAAACAUAUGUUGAUACAACAACGGGAUUAUCAGUAACAGAGGCAAUAACAUUAAAACCCACAUUUACAUCAACUUCAACAACCAAAGCAUCGACAACACUAAAAGAAACAACAACGAUAACUAGUAAACUGACAAUAACAACGGUAAUAACAACUGAAGCAGACUUGCAAACAACACCGUCUUUUCCACCAAGCUUAACUGAAGUAAAUACACAAUUUAUAUCGGAAUCUACUACAAAAUCAACAACCAACAUAGAAACAUCAACUGCUCAACCAUCACCUACAGUAUCAACCAAAAAAUCGGAAACAAGCACAAUUCCGUCAACAGCAAAACUAGAUACACUCCAGACUACAACAAUCGCUGAAACCAAGUCAACUAUAAGUACAGAAACCUCCCAACCUGUAACGACAUCCGAAGGGCGUGUUGGCACUACCACUUCUAAUGACAAAGGAAAUACCAACGACAAAUCGAUUCAGGCUCAAGUCAGAAACACCCAGUUGAUUGUUGGGGCCUCAGUUUCUUUUGUGGGGAUAAUUAUCAUUAUGGUUAUUAUAGGGCUGGUAGCUCGAAAAUGCAGGAAACCAAAUAAGAAUGCGAGACACCAGCGUGAAGACUUUGGACAACUAAGAAACUGGAGAGACCUAGCCUUGGCAGGAAAAGAAAACACCUCAACUUCUCAAUAUGAUUCAAAUUUGAGUGAUCCCCACAUACCACACGCUUCUCUUCAUCAUUUCAAAAGUCAGUGAUUGAUCAACAAAAACACACUUAAAAUAGAUAAAACUUUGACUUCUGUUUUAUAUUUUUUUUUCAAGAACCUGCGAGUCGUGUACAUAUGUGUUUCACGUUGUGUGCUUCAGAUUCCUUUUAGCGAUUAAGAACAUUUUAUUUCCUAAUUUGUAUUUGAAACAGUGUUGUUAUAGACAAGGUUUUUUUCCGCAUCACUCAAACUUAACUCAAUUACUAUCACAUUUGAAUUUCUAUGUAAUUUCAAAUUUUUACUAUAUUUGUAAAGGGUCAGCGGUACAACUGCAUUGACGUUUUGUGUAUAUUUUGAAUUUCUUCAUUCAC